Molecule: messenger RNA, 2590 nt
Organism: Myotis brandtii (Brandt's bat)
Lineage: Eukaryota; Metazoa; Chordata; Mammalia; Chiroptera; Vespertilionidae
Gene: ZNF18
Product: zinc finger protein 18
Exons: 7
Coding region: 443-2089 (548 amino acids)
Biological process (GO): regulation of transcription by RNA polymerase II
Molecular function (GO): RNA polymerase II cis-regulatory region sequence-specific DNA binding; DNA-binding transcription factor activity, RNA polymerase II-specific
Source: RefSeq, a predicted model, not a curated record
GUAGCACCGCCCGGCGCCCUUUAGGGCUGGAGCAGCCCCGGUCUCCAGGCCGCUAAACGCCGUUUUGGACAACCCCAAACCCGCCCCCACAGGUUUCCAAACGGUGGCGGCUCUCCUCCCCAAGCACAGGCAUCAGGGCUUCCUGGGUUGACAUUCGGCUGCCCCUGGGCACUUCAGAGCGUCCUAACCUAUAAGCUUUACACUUACCUUGCAGGGUAAUCGUGAGGCUUAGAAAUGACAUGAGCAGGGCCUAAUGCGGAGCUGGCACAUUCCUCAAGUCACCGGUUAAAAGAAAGAAAACGCUACUCAAGGUCCUUGUCGGAGACGAGCACUGGGUCUCACUCCCUCGCGUGAUCCUGUGGGAGGCUCUGUGAAGACCUGGUUCUCCCCGGAGACAACUUCAUCCCAGAAGAACUUCACCUAGAAGGACGUGGCAGGCCAGAUGAUGCCUGUAGAGCUGGGGCAGGCCCUCGUCCUGCUGCCACCGCUGGCAAAGGCAGAGGACUCCCUGGUCUCUGGACCAGAUGCUGCCCCUCGAGGGGAGCCCUCCAGCCCUGAGGCUGCACGCCAGCUUUUCAGGCAGUUUCGUUACCAGGUGAUGUCUGGGCCCCAGGAAACCCUGAGACAACUUCGGAAGCUCUGUUUCCAGUGGCUGCAGCCAGAGGUUCACACCAAGGAGCAGAUCCUGGAGAUCCUCAUGUUGGAGCAGUUCCUGACCAUUCUGCCCGGGGAGAUUCAGAUGUGGGUGCGGAAACAGUGUCCCGGCAGCGGAGAGGAGGCAGUGACCCUGGUGGAAAGCUUGAAGGGAGACCCCCAGAGGCUGUGGCAGUGGAUCAGCAUCCAGGUUCUAGGACAGGACAUCUUACCCGAGAAGGAGGAGUCUGCAGGCUGCCAAGUGGGGGAAGUGGAGUCUCUUCUUGAAGUGACACCUCAGGAGCUGGGACUUGGGAAUUCACCCUCUGGGCCCGGGGAGCCACUGAGCCACAUGGUGAAGGAGGAGUCUGAAGCGGAACAAGAGCUAGUGGCUGCUUCCCAGCUUCCUGCCCAGCCUGAGGAGAGGCUCAUCGGAGACCAGGACUUCGGAACCUCACUUCUCCACACGGCACCUCAGGAGCACUGGAAGCACCUGGAUUCCAUUCAGAAGGAGCAAUACUGGGAUCUCAUGCUGGAGACCUAUGGGAAAAUGGUCUCAGGAGGCAUUUCCAAUUCCAAGCCUGACCUGACUAAUUCAACAGAGUGUGGGGAAGAACUGGCAGGACUGCACCUGCAUGUCAGUGAGAAGAUCCCAAGACCCACCUGCAGAGGAGAUAGACAGGAGAAUGACAAGGAAAACCUAAACUUGGAAAAUCACAGGGACCAGGAGCCUCCAGAUGCCCCCUGUCGCGCCUCAGAGGAGGCGCCUGCUCAGGCUUCCCUGAGUGGCCUCUUCACUGAAGAGGAGCCGAGUCGCUUUGGAGAAGAGAAUCUCCCUGAGGCUCAGCAAAGCCUUCCAAGCGAGGGAGUAGGGGAGCAGCUCUCUCCUCAAGAAAGGAAAUCUGGGAAGCAGCGAGGCCGUCAAGUGCCUAAGCCUCAUCCAGGGGAACUGUCCGUGCUGUGUCUUGAGGGGAAGAGAGAGGCCUCGCCUAAAGGGCAGCUGAGAGCCCCCAUGGCCCAGAAACUGCCCACCUGCAGGGAGUGUGGGAAAACCUUCUACAGGAACUCUCAGCUUGUUUUUCACCAAAGAAUUCACACAAGAGAGAAAUACUUCCAGUGCCUCAUCUGCAGAAAAGCCUUCAGGCGGAGUUCAGACUUCAUGAAACAUCAGCGAAUUCACACGGGAGAGAAGCCCUGUAAAUGUGACUACUGUGGGAAAGGCUUCAGUGACUUCUCCAGAUUGCGCCACCACGAGAAAAUUCACACAGGAGAGAAACCCUACAAGUGUCCCAUCUGCGAGAAGAGCUUUAUUCAAAGAUCAAACUUUAAUAGGCAUCAGAGGGUUCACACAGGAGAGAAACCUUACAAAUGUUCCUGCUGCGGGAAAAGUUUCAGCUGGAGUUCCAGCCUUGAUAAACAUCAAAGGACCCACUUAGGAAAGAAGCCCUUUCAGUAGCCACGCGCGCUUAGCCCGUUUCUGUGUCCUGGCCCAUUUGAAACACGUAGCUCCCCAGGAGGAAUUAGGUCUCUUAGCAGAUAUCCCUGCUCUCUCUUAUGCCUGGAUGAGGGAAGAGAGUAUCUGGCCAUGGGUUUGGACUUGGAGAAUGUGACGGCCUGUGGAUUGGAUCUCAUGCUGGUUUAAUUUGUUGCUUCUGCGUCAGGAGACAGAAUAGUCUUUGUCUUUUAUUGCAUCUGUUUUUGGGAAGAGAUGGGAACAACCUCUCACUUGGAGGUCCCAUAUUAGAAGUGCUACCUGGGAGGAGGUUAACUGGAUUAGCCGCAGUUGCUGUCAUGGGAAGCACCUGGGAUCGGCCCUUUAGAGCUGGGGUCCUGGAGCAGGCCAUCUGUUACAGAAAGGGGGCAUAGAGGACCAGGAGCUCAGUGUGUUCUUUGUCAUAUUGGUGCAAAAUUAAUGUCCUGUCCCUCUUUAAAAAUAAACUUAGUAGAAUCACUCCUA